GGCCCGGCAGAGCGCGUGGAGACGCGGUGCCCUCGCUCUGCUCGCGGGCUCCGCCACCCCCUGCGCGUCGGCACCUGCCUCGCCGCCGUCCCAGCUCCAGAUGGGGAAGGACCAGGGCUUCUCACGGCACUUUCGGAUUUUCAUCCCCAAGAAGCACCGGGCGCGCUUCGACGAGGUGGUGUCGCAGGGUCUGCUGGGCAAACUGUGCCGGGCCCGGCGGGCGCAGGGCGCGCAGCGGCUGCGCCGGAGCCGCAGCGAGGAGCGUCCCGAGCGCCUGCUGGUGUCCACGCGCGCCAGCGCCCCGCCGCGCCGCCCCGACGAGCCGCCCUCGCGCAAGUCCGCGUCGCUGCUGGCCAGCCGGGCCUGCCUCGGGGGCGCGCGCAGGACCGUCCGAAUCUACAAGGGCAACAAGAGCUUCGGUUUCACGCUGCGCGGCCAUGGGCCCGUUUGGAUCGAGUCUGUCCUGCCUGGGAGCCCAGCUGACAGCGCUUCCCUCAAGUCUGGCGACCGGAUCCUCUUCCUCAAUGGACUGGACAUGAGGAGCUGUUCACAUGACAAGGUGGUGUCCAUGCUGCAGGGCAGCGGGGCCAUGCCCACGCUGGUGGUGGAGGAGGGCCUUGUGCCCUUCCCCAGCGAUUCGGAUUCCCUGGAUUCGCCCAACCCGUCGUCGGCCCUCACGUCCCUGCAGUGGGUGGCCGACAUUCUACCAUCCAGCAUCCGAGUGCAGGGGAGGACCUUCAGCCAGCAGCUGGAGCACCUGCUCACGCCGCCCGAGCGCUAUGGGGUGUGCCGCGCACUGGAGAGCUUCUUCCAGCACAGAAAUAUUGACACGCUCAUCGUGGAUGUCUACCCUGUGCUGGACACGCCUGCCAAGCAGGUCCUAUGGCAGUUCAUCUACCAGUUGCUGACCUACGAGGAACAGGAGCUGUGCCAGGAGAAAAUCGCCUGCUUCCUGGGCUACACGGCCAUGACCGCCGAACCUGAGCCAGACCUGGAGCCGGAACCAGAGCCAGAACCAGUGCCCGAGCUGCAGCCACGGAGCUCCCUGCGGGCCUCAUCUGUGUGCCGCCGCAGCCUGCGCACCCAGGGCCUGGAGGCCAGCCUUGGCUGUGGCCCUGCCGAGUGCCCGGACAUGCCUCUCCCUCUGAUCCCAGGCGAGCGCCAGGCGGGCGAUGGCACAUCCCUCCCUGAGACCCCCAACCCGAAGAUGAUGUCAGCUGUCUAUGCUGAACUGGAGUCACGCCUGCAUAGCAGCUUCAAAGGGAAGAUGGGGACCACCUCCAGAUCCCGCGCGUCGCCCCCUGUGCCCAACCCGGUCAGCAUGGCAGGACCCAGGACCAGCAUCUCAUGGCCCAGCGAGCGGCUCCUGCCCUCGGCCUGCCACUACCCACUGUGCUCGGGGGGCCUGGCUUCCCCCAGCAGCUCCGAGUCCCACCCCUAUGCCAGCCUGGACAGCAGCCGGGCCCCCUCCCCGCAGCCCAGCCCGGCCGGACCCCUGCUGCCCGACAGCCCGCCCAGCCCGGCCCCUGCGCGCACCCACAGCCGGAGGAAGCUCUUCGCCUCCUCCCGGCCCACGCGCAGCCAGGACACCGAACGCUUCCUGGACCUGCUCAGCGAGCAGCUGGGCCCCCGCGUCACCAUCGUGGAUGACUUCCUGAGCCCAGAUAACGACUACGAGGAGAUGAGCUUCCACGACGAGGACCAGGGCAGCUUCGGGACGCAGGAGCGCAGCAGCGCCAGCGACUCGGUCAGCAGCAGCGAGGAGGGCAGCUCCCUGACCUACUCCUCCAUCUCCGACCACAUCCCCCCGCCCCCGCUCAGCCCCCCGCCGCCUCCCCCGCUGCCCUUCCACGACCCCAAGCCUGGUGGGGGCCGCACCCCAGAGGGGCCCCGGGGCGCCGCUCAGACGCUGUCUAAGCCCCUCCCCCAGCACGGCCACCCAGUCCCACCCCCGCCCCCGCCGCCCCUGCCCCCGCCGGUGCCCUGCGCGCCCCCGCUGCUGGCCCGGGGCCUCGGCCAUCGCCGCAGUGAGACCAGCCACAUGAGUGUGAAGCGGCUGCGCUGGGAGCAGGUGGAGAACUCGGAGGGCACCAUCUGGGGGCAGCUCAGGGAAGACUCGGACUACGACAAGCUCAGCGACAUGGUGAAGUACCUUGACCUGGAGCUGCACUUCGGCACCCAGAAGCCUACCAAACCAGCGCCCCGGCCCGAGCCCUUCAGGAAGAAGGAGGUGGUGGAGAUUCUCUCUCACAAGAAGGCCUACAACACCUCCAUCCUGCUGGCGCACCUGAAGCUGAGCCCGGCCGAGCUGCGCCAGGUGCUCAUGGACAUGGAGCCGCAGCGCCUGCAGCCCGCACACCUGGCGCAGCUGCUGCUCUUCGCGCCCGACGCUGACGAGGAGCAGCGCUACCGGGCCUUCCGCGAGGCGCCCGGCCGCCUCAGCGAGCCCGACCAGUUCGUGCUGCAGAUGCUGUCAGUCCCCGAAUACAAGACCCGCCUGCGCAGCCUCCACUUCCAGGCCACGCUGCAGGAGAAGACCGAGGAGAUCCGAGGUAGCCUGGAGUGCGUGCGGCAGGCCUCACGCGAGCUCAAGAGCAGCAGGAAGCUGGCCAAGAUCCUGGAGUUUGUCCUGGCCAUGGGGAACUAUCUCAACGAUGCACAGCCCAAAACCAACAAGACCACGGGCUUCAAGAUCAACUUCCUGACAGAGCUUAACUCCACCAAGACUGUGGAUGGAAAGUCCACCUUCCUGCACAUCCUCGCCAAGUCGCUGAACCAGCACUUCCCUGAGCUGCUGGGCUUCGCGCAGGACCUGCCCACUGUGCCACUGGCCGCCAAAGUGAACCAGCGGGCACUGACCAGUGACCUGGCCGACCUCCAUGGCACUGUGGGCGAGAUCCAGGCGGCCUGCCAGAGCAUGGCGCCCUCCGGGGAGGAUAAGUUUGCCGUGGUCAUGGCGGCCUUCCUGGACAUGGCCCAGCCAGCACUGCGGGCGCUGGACGGGCUGCAGCGUGAGGCCAUGGAGGAGCUGGGCAAGGCUCUGGCCUUCUUUGGCGAGGACUCCAAGGCCACCACCUCUGAGGCCUUCUUCGGCAUCUUUGCAGAAUUCAUGAGCAAGUUCGAGAGAGCGCUCAGUGACCUGCAGGCCGGGGAGGGCUCACGCAGCUCCGGGAUGGUCUCUCCACUCGCCUGGUGACCGCGCAGCCUGAGGGCGCCCCCUGCUGGACCCACCUACCGAACGCCAGAGGCAACCAGGUGCCAGAGGGGGGCCCCCUCUGCUCUCCAGCUACCUCAGCGUCCAGCCCAGACACCCCCAGGAGGUGUGGGGCUUCAGCAGGAGUGGACUCCCAGGGAUGGGACACAUGACCCCCACCCAGUGGCUUCCUGACCUGGUCUGGUCCCGGCAGAGGCAGUCAGAGCAGGGGUGCUUGGCCAGACGGGACAGAGUUGGCUGCUGGCCCUCGAUGGCUUGUCCCGCGUGGUGCCCACAGCUCGGAGCCUCCUUACUGAGCUUUGAGUGGUACCGCCUGGGCACCCUCUGCACCUAGGACCUGAGCAACCCUAAGACUCACCCCUCCAGUGGGCACGAGAGAGCCUGGAGACCCCUGUCUGGACACGGGGCUCGGAGCUGGCAGCAUCUCUGGGCAGAGUUUGGGGGAAGGCUGGGAUGAGGAAGACCCCACCCAAAGGAAUUGAGAUGUUCAUCCCAUGGAGAAACUUGCAUUCAGUUUAGAAAGAGUCAGUUGAAAGGGGAAUCGGGGCGGGGGGGGGCAGGGGGGAUCCUGAAGGGAGGGAGGGUGCAGGCACUGUGCAGCAGUGGCUCAUGUCCGGGUGGUGACAAGGACCGGGAACAGGCAGACCCCAGCGUUUGCCCAUGGUCAGAGCAGGUGAGGACGGGUCAUGAAGGGGCGCUGGGGUGUCUGCUGUCUCAUCCUUGCUCUGCUUCAAAUCUUGGCCUUAGCGCCCUCUGUUCUGCUCGAGAAGUCUGAGCCAGCUGAAUCCCAGCUCCGACACUGUCCCGUGGGAGUACGUGGUUUCGGUGCCCCUGAGUAGGGUUGGGUCCAUCUUUUGUGGGGGCACACCCGACUGUGCUUGGGGGCAUCUCUUCUGAUGGUGCUCACAGGAUCAGGUGGUGGUGGGGGUCGAGCCCAGGGUCCUGCAUGCAGAGGCUGCUCUCAGCCCUAUGAGCCACCUCCCCAGGACCCUCUGAGGCCAUGAAUGUUCUCCCUUAGCCCCACUCACAGCCACUGUAUAAACCCAAAAGAUUGCUGGGGGUGCCCGUGAGGCUCAGAAUUGCUUCCCAACUCCCCAGGUUAUGUCUCUGAGAAUCACUGAGGGGGUCUGUGAGAAUCUGCAAGCUCUGGACUCCCUUGGGCCAUCACCGGCAGUGACCCCCAGGCCGCAGGAGACCCAGAUGGCAUUUCCUGCAAGUGAAGAUAGACAGACACACAACACACACACACACACACACACACACACACAUACACACACAUCUAGGUAGAUCCCCAUCUAGGUAGAUCCAGCCCCUCAGGGUGCUGAACCAAGCCAAACUCAGCUUUCUCCCAACUUCCUGGCCUGGGUCAUCUCACCACACAUGCUGUGUACCAGAUCAUCCUGAGACUUUAAGCAGCCCCCACUUAAAGUUGGGGAGUCAGUAAGUUACUGGGCAGCUCCAGACUGAGCUGGACACCACAGGUGUGUGGGUAUCACUGGUUUCUAGGCAACAGUACUCUCCAGACAGUGAUCUCCCAGGCCAGGGUCUUGGCAGGGACCACCGGGCUGGCUUCCUGUGGCUUCCCAUCCUCUGGCCUCAGAGCCACCAUGGUUCACAGCGGGGUGGCAGGGCUCAAAAGGACAAGUGGAGGCACCCAAGACCCCUAGAGACUCAGCACUAACGGCUGGGAGGGCGCUUGCCUCAAACACAGCUGACCCGGGUUCGAUCCCCAGCACAGUGCAGUCACCUGUGUCCUGGGUGCAGAGCUAGAAGUCAGCUCUGAACACCACUGGGUGUGGCAUCUAAAACGGUACAAAAAUACCAAUUUCAGUACUGGGGUGAUGGGACCAGCUCAACAAGGGGGUCCCAGAAGCCCAUUGUAAAGGGCACGGACUUGGGGGCAGAGUAGCAGCAGGAUCAACUUUGCAAUCAAACUCCCAGGCGCCAGGAGCACCCCAGUCUCCUGCGGCAGCCCCACCCUGCCCCAGCUCAACUCUGAGUCCCCACACCCGUGUCCUCCAGGUGACAGUCCCUCACUCGCCCAGCCCUGCCGCCCCUCCGAGUGACUUCACAGACUCACUCAGGCCCUGAGCAGCUGGGUCGUCUGGCCUGCCGGAUUUCCUGGGGAGUUUCAUUCUCCUGCCCCAGGAGAGGCUGAUGGGAGGAGGAACUGCCUGAAGGAGGAACCCUCUCUCUUGGCACAGUCUCUGGGUACAGGAGAGAUGGACCCUGAUGGGAGACACCAGGACCAUCCCCCACUCUGUAUAGCUCUUUGUUCCUGGAUCCAACCGUGCCUGAAAGAGAUUCUGGACUCAUCUAUUUCCAAGCCCAUACAUUUCCCCUCUGUUUAUACAUUUUCAAAAAAUUCAUUUGAGGGGCCAGAGAGGUAGGACAGCGGAUAGGGCGUUUGCCUUGCACGCAGCAGACUUGGGUUCAAUCCCCGGCAUCCCAUAUGGUCCCCUGGUCCCCUGAGCACCACCAGGAGUGAUUCCUGAGUGCAGAGCCAGAAGGAACCCUUGAGCAUCGCUGGGUGUGACCCAAAAGGAAAAAAAAAAAAAAGCAAAAAAUUCAUUUGAAUUAGAGGUCUUACGUGGAUUUGAGCGGGUUUUCAUCACAGCAUGCAGACUGGGCUAAUCCACCAACCUCGAAUGCCCAGAGGGGUGUGGCCUUUCGAUACUCUCCAUGACAAUCCUCUCUCCGUGGACAUUUGCCAGUAGUCAUCGUGUCCAGACCCAGGGCUGCGUACAAGUGCUGGGUGCAUCAGCCUCUGGAAUCUGGAAACCUUUGUUCCAGUGAUGGUGGGCUGAUAUUGGGGCAAGAUGAAGCCCCCCACUCUUGUGGGGGUUGCCACGUAUGUGCAUUGGAACCCCAGUCUCACCAUGUGACAAAGUCUGGGGCUGGGGAACCCAUCUAUCUCUGUAAGCCUCCCCAGCCUGCUUCCCUGCUCCCGGGUGCUCCGGGUUCUCCAAGCCCUGAUCCAUUUCCCUAUCACAGCCACCCCGAUGAGAUGGGUUUUGUUAUCUCCUUUUUACAAAUAAAGCACCUGAAACUCA
Sorex araneus (European shrew) is the source of this 6267-nucleotide messenger RNA. RefSeq names its product Grid2 interacting protein (gene GRID2IP). The transcript is spliced from 21 exons. NCBI's taxonomy places the organism in Eukaryota, Metazoa, Chordata, Mammalia, Eulipotyphla, Soricidae. Bases 101 to 3196 code for a protein of 1031 amino acids. Gene Ontology annotation, molecular function: protein binding. The record is from RefSeq and is a predicted model, not a curated record.